GCUGCUUCCUUCACACCCUCAGGCGGAGAAAGUAAGCGGAGAUCUGAUGGCUUUGAAAAGGAUCCAGAAGGAGCUACAGGACUUGCAACGGGAUCCACCCUCGCAAUGCUCUGCAGGACCACUUGGAGAGGACUUAUUCCACUGGCAAGCAACAAUAAUGGGUCCAGGUGAUAGUCCAUAUCAGGGAGGGGUAUUCUUCCUCACAAUUCAUUUCCCGACUGAUUAUCCUUUUAAACCUCCAAAGGUUGCCUUCACAACAAAAAUCUACCACCCAAAUAUCAACAGUAAUGGAAGCAUCUGUCUGGACAUUCUGCGCUCCCAGUGGUCACCUGCCCUCACUGUUUCCAAAGUUUUAUUAUCCAUAUGCUCACUACUUUGUGACCCAAAUCCAGAUGACCCUUUAGUUCCAGAUAUUGCACACAUCUAUAAAUCGGACAAAGAUAAGUAUAACAGACUAGCAAGGGAAUGGACUCAGAAGUACGCAAUGUAACUUAAUUUGACUGGACGGCAAGAUUUUGAAAUGGUCGCACAUAGACACUAUUACUGCAUACAGCUCUGCAACGCACCUGAACGGAGACAGAAAUUUACCAACAGAAGAACGUCCCCCACCACAAACGCAUACCAUGUACGCACAACUUAAACUGAAACUAUUUGCUCAGAUGGCCAAGUCACGUGUUCCCAUUCACCGAGGCAUCCUGGAACAAAAGCUACCUAUCAGUUCACAAAAAUAUUUUUAUUUUCCAAUGGAUAAGUUACUUUUUUGGUAAUUUUAUUGUAUAGAAAUAAUAACAAUACUGGAUAAUUUUUAUUGUUUUUUCAUUAAAAGGUGUUAUAAAAAUAUA
Messenger RNA from Myxocyprinus asiaticus (Chinese sucker), 842 nucleotides. Its product is annotated as ubiquitin-conjugating enzyme E2 D4-like. The record is from RefSeq and is a predicted model, not a curated record. The transcript is spliced from 7 exons. Gene Ontology annotation, biological process: protein polyubiquitination; ubiquitin-dependent protein catabolic process. Bases 47 to 490 code for a protein of 147 amino acids. Gene Ontology annotation, molecular function: ubiquitin conjugating enzyme activity. Gene Ontology annotation, cellular component: nucleus. Lineage: Eukaryota; Metazoa; Chordata; Actinopteri; Cypriniformes; Catostomidae.